Molecule: messenger RNA, 921 nt
Organism: Rana temporaria (common frog)
Lineage: Eukaryota; Metazoa; Chordata; Amphibia; Anura; Ranidae
Product: putative olfactory receptor 52P1
Exons: 1
Coding region: 160-921 (253 amino acids)
Biological process (GO): G protein-coupled receptor signaling pathway
Cellular component (GO): membrane
Molecular function (GO): olfactory receptor activity; G protein-coupled receptor activity
Source: RefSeq, a predicted model, not a curated record
CCCUUCUCCCACUCGGAAUUCAUCCUUCUUGGCUUCCCCGGGAUCUCGAGGUCCCGGCACCUCCUGGCCAUUCCCUUCCUUAUCAUCUAUUUGGUGAUUUUGUCCGGGAACGUCCUGAUCAUCUACAGAAUCUGGGCGGAACUUAGCCUGCACUCCCCCAUGUACAUCCUCAUCGCUCUGCUCUUCUCCGUCAACAUCGCCUGCACCACCGCCAUCGCGCCCAAGGCGGUCCUGAGCGUCCUGCUGGGGAUGGAUGGCGUUUCGCUGGCCACCUGCCUGUUCCAGAUGUUCUUCAUGUACACCAUGGUCAUGUUUGAGUCCGACGUCCUGCUUCUGAUGGCUCUGGACCGUUAUGUGGCCAUCUGUAGGCCCUUGCGCUAUCAUGACAUCAUGAGCGGCCGCUUGCUGGUGCAGCUUUCUGUGGUGGGCCUCGUUAAAUGCGGUCUGUUUGUCUCACCGAUUAUUAUUGUGGCCGCCCAGGUCUACUUCUGCUCCUCCAACCUCAUCCUGGACUUCGCCUGCGAGAACAUGGUCCUCCUGAACCUCGCCUGCGGGGACACCGACCGGAUCCAGGUGGUGGGGCUCAUGGUGAGGGUUGUGGUGACGGCCCUGGACAUCACGCUGCUCCUCCUUUCCUACGGCUGGAUCCUCGCCGCCACCAUGAGGAUCGUUACAGGGAAGGAACGCCACAAGACGCUGCACACAUGUGGGACGCACCUCUCCGUGGUGGUUCUGAAUUACUCCUGCGGUCUUCUCUCCUCCAUCGCCUACAGGUUGCCGAUCUCGCUGGACGUUCAGAACCUCACCAGCGCUAUUUAUUUCCUGCUCCCGGCAACGGUACAUCCGCUAAUCUACGGCUACAGGGUGCGGGAGAUCCGAGCAUGCCUGGUAAAGACUCUGAGAUUCAAUAAAAGUCUUUAG